AUGGAAUUUGAGAAAGCCGGAGCUGAAAGGAAGUUGCAACUGCAAGAAUUAGAAAACCUUUGCCUAGAAGCUUAUGAGAACUCCAGGCUGUACAAAGAGAAGGUGAAGGCUAUGCAUGAUAAGCACAUCAAGAGGAGAGAGUUCCAACCUAGGGACUUAGUCCUCCUUUACAACUCCAGAUUAAGGCUCAUGCUAGGCAAGUUGAGAUCAAGAUGGGACGGUCCCUAUCGAGUAGAGAAGGCUGAGCCAUACGGAGUCUUUCACUUCAGUCAUCCUUCAAGCUCUGAAUUCAUCAAGGUCAAUGGACAUCGCCUAAAGCUAUAUCAUGGUGAAAAGAUGCAGAAGAACAAGGAGCUAGAGAUCUUCCUCUUGGAGGAUCCACCAACAGCAGGAGACUGA
This is a messenger RNA of Arachis stenosperma, 399 nucleotides long. RefSeq lists its product as uncharacterized. Bases 1 to 399 code for a protein of 132 amino acids. The transcript has a single exon. NCBI's taxonomy places the organism in Eukaryota, Viridiplantae, Streptophyta, Magnoliopsida, Fabales, Fabaceae. The record is from RefSeq and is a predicted model, not a curated record.